This is a messenger RNA of Fusarium pseudograminearum CS3096, 1050 nucleotides long. RefSeq lists its product as uncharacterized. Lineage: Eukaryota; Fungi; Ascomycota; Sordariomycetes; Hypocreales; Nectriaceae. The transcript has a single exon. Bases 1 to 1050 code for a protein of 349 amino acids. The record is from RefSeq and is a predicted model, not a curated record.
AUGCAAGGUGCUAUACAGUCGAGUGACCCUCUGCCUCUCACGGUAGAGGAACUCACCGCUUCAUGGUUUACCAAGAUUCUCGAAAAGCCAGUCAAAGAGGUCGCCCUCGUUGAGGCUAUUCAUGGAACAGCCUCCAAGAUUCUGCUCAAGUUAACUUUCGAGGACGACACCAUUACACCAGUAUGUGUCAAGGGCGGGUUUAAUCCAGCUCUCGUAGCCUCUCUCCCUUUCAUGUUUCCCAUCUACCGACUCGAAGCCGAAUUUUAUUAUUAUCUUGCGCCCAAGCUCAAGAUCCCUCUUCCACGAACCAUCUACUCUGGCACCGAUACUGUGAAUGGCCAGGGCCUCAUGGUCCUCGAAGAUCUCAGAGCGCAAGGGUACUCCUUUGGUAAUCCUCUUGAGACAUGGCCCGUUAGUCGUGUAGAGGCGAGUGUCAAGCAGUUGGCUACACUGCAUGCCAGCACAUGGGGUAGUCGCGGCGACGACAUCCCGUCUCUUAGCAAGACAUUGUCCCUGAGAGAUGCUGUUGUCGGGUUAUUGGCGCCAGAAGAAUGGGGAAAGCGUUUUGCCCCGGAUGCUAGACCACCUGUUCCGGUACAAAUGGAGAAUCGGGAGCUCAUCUUGGCAACGUUUAAAGCACUUUGGGACUCCAAGACCAAGAUGAACUGUCUCGUACAUGGAGACGCACAUAUUGGCAACACCUUUAUUGCGCCCUCGGGAGAACCUGGGUUCCUCGACUGGCAAGUUAUCCAUCCUGGAUCAGCUAUGCAUGAUGUAGCCUACUUCAUCAUUGGAGCAUUCUCGAUUGAUGACCGACGGCAGCACGAGAAGAAGCUUCUGCAAUCCUACCUGGACGCUCUGCACGCUGCAGGAGGACCGGAAAUGCUUCUGGAAGACAUCUGGGAUGAGUACCUGAAACAAGCAUUCCACGGGUUUGCAUGGGUUCUUGCAGGGCCUAUGAUGCAGAAACGUGAGAUUGUCGAUGUGAUGAGUGAGCGACACUGCACCGCGAUCGAAGACCACAAGAUCAUAGAGCUGCUGGGAGCUUAG